Nothobranchius furzeri (turquoise killifish) is the source of this 1176-nucleotide messenger RNA. RefSeq names its product small integral membrane protein 18 (gene smim18). The record is from RefSeq and is a predicted model, not a curated record. Lineage: Eukaryota; Metazoa; Chordata; Actinopteri; Cyprinodontiformes; Nothobranchiidae.
GGGGUGGGGUAAAAGUAGAGAGCCAAUGAUCAGCUCAAUGUGUUCAGUGGAGACAUGAAGAGCUGCAAGAGUGAUGGUGAUGGAGGAGAAGGGAGGAGAAGAAGGGGAGCGGACGCACGGAUGACGACUGGAAGUACGCGAGUGCACCAAGGAGAACAGGUCGAUGCGUGACUGUGGGCGAGGGAGAGAGGAAGACAGAGAGCCAGAAGCAGGGGAGUGAUCCGUUAACCUGCAUCUUCAAAAGACAGAGCCAGGCACGCAGAUAUCAUGGCCAACGCCACAACCAUCAUUCACUCAAGUAGCCUCCCAUCGCACCCCGAGGUCGUCCCUCUGUCCCGCGUCUCCCUGCAGGUCCAAGAAGUCUACCCCUUCCACGACAGCUGGAACAUAGCCUGUUUCAUCAUCCUGCUGCUGUUUAUCCUCGCCGUCCUGUCCCUGACUGCUUUGGCCGUUCUCUAUGAGCUGCUGGACUGUGGGUGCUGUGCUAAAGGGAAAACACACCACCAGCUAGAGGAGGAAGGGCCUGGAAGCUGCAGCAAGCUCAUGACCAACAUCUGCAAGGAGCCAGAAUCCCACACUGAGGUGGUGUAAAGGCAGGGAUGAGGGAAAAUCACAAAUUUGGGUUUUGGAUUGCUCCAAAUCACAGCCACGACUCCAUUUCCCAGAAAAAUAAGACAAUCUGAGGCUGGACACUUAAGAGAUUAAACAUGGCAAAAUAUAGAAAAUUCAAAGGUAGAGCUUGAGUUUUUAUUUCUGUCAAGAAUAUUCGCCAAGUAUUUACAAGAUUUUACAAAGUAUAUAUGUAAAGAAAGGUGAAAAUACUAGUGACUGGGCAACACUAGUGUACAAAAACAGACAAAUGCUGUAUUUAUCAUAGGAACUGUGGAAAAAACAUGUUGCAUUUAGUGGGAUGAUGAAGGCUUUCUGUUUUCCUUUUUUAAAGUAAAAGGUUUCAUGCUUAAAAUCUGGCAGAGGUAGCCGCUGCUUAGGAUAAAACUAGCACUUCCUAUUAUUUGCUAAACUGAAGCCAGUGGUGUCAACAUGUUUAACACAAGUUUGAUGAGUUUAUUAUUUGCACAGUGACAUACUUUGUGUAAUGCUCAGUAGUGUAAAACACCAUAAGCGUUGUGUGUUUUAUAUUUUAGCUCAAAUAAAGAUGGCAGAAUGACAGCAAAA